Bacillus rossius redtenbacheri is the source of this 388-nucleotide messenger RNA. RefSeq names its product cuticle protein 38-like. The record is from RefSeq and is a predicted model, not a curated record. The transcript is spliced from 2 exons. The coding region runs from base 25 to 288 and encodes 87 amino acids. Lineage: Eukaryota; Metazoa; Arthropoda; Insecta; Phasmatodea; Bacillidae.
GUCUGCUCCACGCACUCAGGCAACAUGUACAAGCUGGUGGUGCUGGUGCUCGCCCUGGCGGCCUGCGGCGUGACCGCCGCCCCCGGCAACCUGCUGGCCGCCCCCCUGGCCUACGCCGCCGCCCCCCUGGCCUACGCCGCCCCCGCUCCGCUGGUGACGGCGCACAGCUCGCAGGUGGUGGCGCAGAGGUUCCAUGGCGUCGCCGCCCCCCUGGUGGCGCCCGCCCCCCUCGCCUACGCCGCCCCCUUCCACGUGGCCGCCCCCGCCGCCGCCUACCUGCUCAAGUGAGGCGGCGACACAGCACGGCCGCCCUCACAUCCAUCCACCACUCGUGUCCAUCUGACCUCUUAUACCUCUUAUAACUUUUAUACAAUAAAUAUUCUUUAAC